Messenger RNA from Hemibagrus wyckioides, 2581 nucleotides. RefSeq names its product DNA repair protein RAD50-like. Bases 1254 to 2279 code for a protein of 341 amino acids. The transcript is spliced from 4 exons. NCBI's taxonomy places the organism in Eukaryota, Metazoa, Chordata, Actinopteri, Siluriformes, Bagridae. The record is from RefSeq and is a predicted model, not a curated record.
UGUUCCUAUUAAAAAUAAAGUGAAAAUAAAUUUAUAAAGGGAUCACCAUGACUGCCAUUUUGGGUGUUAGGAGAAAACUUACAGUGCAAACCAUAAUAAAUAAACUGAACCAUGAUACACAGAUACAACAGCUAAGAGCCCUGACUUUUGGUGGGUUUAGUUAUUUGAUAGACACACGAGUACAGGUGGAGUGUUUACAUCUGAUAAAACUAACUGAACUCAGAAAAAAGUUUGACAGUUCAACACCAGACAUGUUAGAUUGUGAUUGUGUUGAGAUUCAUCUCAAACCUAAACACUCUAUUAAAGGCCUUAACAACAAAUCAAUGUUCAGGAAAUUUGUAAACAUGAAUCAAAUAGAUAAAGUGACAUAGCAUAGCAUUUCCCCAAUCAUGUCUUAAUAUGUUUAAGCCCUGUGGGUAAACUUCCAGGCAGCUUUCUAUAGACCUUAUCAUUAAUGAACUUUUCACCAGGACCAACAGCAGAAAAGGUUCCCCGCAUCAUCACACCUCCUCCUCCAUGCUUCACUGUGGUAGAGAUGCUUUCAUUAUUGGAUUUCUCACCAGAUCUGUUUCUAGCUUUUCCUCCAAAUAGUUAAUUGAGGGAAAAAUAAAGAAGAAUUGACACGAGGUAUUAGGGAUGUGCAUUUGUUUAAUUCUUGCUCAUUUUCUGACCAAUGAUUUGUUGAUAAGACCAUUAAAGCUUUUAAAUUUUGGCCAAUGUUUCUGCAGGAUUGUACAUGAAUGUGUUGUUCAGAGCAUAAUCCACUAUACAUGACUACUAAAAAUGACUGAUGGGUAAUAUUUUUACAUUUUUAAAAUGAUUAGCAUCAUUUUAAAUCCUCCUGUAAUUAUCUAAGAGAGAGACAGUAAAACACACACACACUUCAUUAUUAUGAAUUCUAUGGCAUCUAAAUCAUUGUUUUUUGCAUACCUAAAAACCUUCUUGCAUUCCUACCUGUAUAAAAGGAUGUGUGAUAUACAUGUGCAGAAUGUAAAAUCUUCAAUAGAAAUUAUUCAGAGCGGUGUCUCUCUUCCUACCUGGAUAUCCUGAAAGUCUUCAGUGAAGGUGUGGAGGAUCUCUGUCAGCUCUGCAACCCAAACAGUGCACUGCUCCAAGACUGAAAGCCCCUGUGUAUUUAUAAUAUGGAAUCUCCUCCCCUUUUCACCCUCCCAUCUCUGAUACUCUCUUAAACAGAGCUCAUCUUAUAAAUCUCACAUACCCUACUGUGGUGGGUUAGAAGAGAAAUAACAGCAAUGGAGUGGACGAUCAUCCGGCUUUCUUCAUCAGAUCUCUGCAAAAUUGUGCUGAAGAACACAGCUGAGGCUGUUAUAAUUCCACUGAAAGGUGGCAUCUCCUCCCUGAAUGAAGUCUAUCAGGCUCUUAUUGAGGCAGAUGUAGAUCCUAUAACUGGGAAAUGCUCCAACUACGACUACAUCAGACAGCAGAUAGUGCAGGCUCAUCAGUUCCUGGAGCAGUCAGAACAGGCAGCUAGUUCAGGGUUACAGAGUCUGGAUGAAAACUUAGAGAGACUUACACAAGAUAAGUGGAAACUCAAUCAGGAGAUGAAUGAAAUAAAACAAACCCUAGACAACUUGAGAACAGAGCAGGAUUCAAAUGAGAAAUUACUCAGAGAAUCUCAGGGAGCUCUGCAGCUGGCCAGGACAAAUCUGAAUUCAGCAAAACAGACCCUUCAGAAUCAGGAGAAGAGGAAACGUGAUGCUGAAAUCGUCACAGGUGUUGGGGCAGGACUGAUGGUCAUUCCAAUCAUUGGAUGGAUUGCAGGUUCGGCCAUGGUGAUUGGUGGUGCAGUUGAACUGGAUCAAGCAAACAAAGCUGUCCAAGUGGCUGAAGAUGAAGAGAGAAAGUCUGAGAAUGAGAUGAGAAAAUAUAAACAUAAAGUAUUUGACUACGAGUCCAAGAUUUUCCAGACCAAAUGUCACCUCAGUCAGAAAAAUGACAAGCUGAAGCAGACGCAUGAAGAAAUCCAGAAGAUGAUUAAGCAGAUUGAGUCUGUAGCUGAGUUUCAGAAGAAAGUGAGAAGUGCUGUCAAUCUUCUGGGUAUUCUGAGUGGGAGGGUCAGUGUGGCUGAACAUCAGACUCGCAGAUUCAUUCUCCAGGAGCCUGUGAUGAAGGUGAUGGAGGAUGUGAUGAAGGCCAUAGAGCAGAUCACAGGGAAUGAGCUGCUCUAUGGCAAUGACCUGCCAAGACUCAUCAAUCAGAUGAAGGACAACAACCAACACCUGGCAACCAUCUGUGCCUCAGAGAACAGCUCUAAUUAGAACACCAGAGGAAAAUGCUGCCACUUUUGUUUUAAAUAGAGAUCCACUGAAUAAUGGAUUUUCUGUUGCAUGUUUGCAUUUUUUUUAAAGAACUGAUACUUCUAUGUCAUAUGCUAGAGCAUUAACAGCCAGUAAACAUGAACAUGAAAUAAAUACAGUAAAAGGGUGUUGCAGUAAACUUUGUUAAAUAAAACCAAUUUGUGAGCUAGAAGAGAAAUAAACCCUGUGACCAGGUAAUCAUGUUGUAUGCAGUUUUUAUUGUGUGAAAAUAUGUAAUAACCUCAGCACUUUCAUUCAAACUG